GGGGCAUAUAUUCCUCCUACACUAGUUUUACCAAGGAAAAAGAAAAAUCCAAGGUACAUGGAAGGAACUCCACCAGGCUCUUCUCAGUUAGUAACUGAUUCUGGAUGGAUAAGUUCCGAAGCUUUCCUGGAGUGGAUGAAGUUUUUUGUAAGCAACGUUAGACCAAAUGAAGACCAUAAAUGUCUAUUAAUCUUAGACAAUCAUGCUUCUCAUAGGUCUAUUGAUGUCCUUGAUUAUGCCUCUCAGAAUAAUGUCAUCAUUUUGUCGGUUCCACCCCACAAGACACACAAGCUCCAGCCGCUAGAUGUGUCCGUUUAUGGCCCUUUCGGAACUUAUUUCCAAAAUGAAAUUGACAAGUGGCAAAAAGCGCAUCCUGCACAACGCGUUACGUUGUUUGAUGUUGGCAAAAUUUUUAAUAAUGCCUACCUUAAAGCUGCAACACCAACAAACGCUAUAAAAGAACCAGAGGUCCGUAUUAACCAUAAUCCUCAAGAUAUGGAUGUUAUUGAAAUUGGACCGCCCAAUACAUCUGCCCAUAAUGAUAUCGCAAAACCUGAACCUUCUGUUCUCAAUAAUAGUACGACCUUAAAACAAGCUAGUGACGCUCCAAAAGGAAAUAAUCGCAUUAAAAUUAUUGAUAUUCAUAUUAUACCUAAAUGUGAUAAACGAAAAGAACCCAAAACAAAAAGGAAUCAACAGAAAUAAGAGAUUUUGACUUCUACACCAAUUAAAGAAGAAAUUAGAGAAAAAAGUAAGAGCAAAGAAUGUGUCAAAAGCGUUAGAAGGAAGAUCCAACAAGAGACAGAUUCCAGCAAACUGAAAAUACCUCGUCAACCUUCACCACCGAAAACCGCUCCAGAUGAAGAAGAAACUCCAUGUUUGAUAUGUGACGAUUCCUUUGAAAACUCCAUUCCAGGCAAACACUGGAUACAGUGCAAUUUCUGUGAGAAGUGGGCACAUCAGAAAUGCACAAGCUACAAGACUGGAAUUUAUAUUUGUCA
Acanthoscelides obtectus is the source of this 1001-nucleotide messenger RNA. The record is from the annotation of a GenBank genome assembly. NCBI's taxonomy places the organism in Eukaryota, Metazoa, Arthropoda, Insecta, Coleoptera, Chrysomelidae.